Physella acuta is the source of this 1796-nucleotide messenger RNA. RefSeq lists its product as uncharacterized. Lineage: Eukaryota; Metazoa; Mollusca; Gastropoda; Physidae. The record is from RefSeq and is a predicted model, not a curated record.
UGGUAAGAUUAGAGGCAUCGGUCACAAUACCUAGACCUGUCUAGCAGACCAACAGCAAUUCAUGCUGUUCAUGCAGAAAAUGGAUUCCUUAGUCUCUGUGAGAAAAGGGAAAGAUAGCUAUAGUUUUUCCUCGAUUGUGUUAAUUCUGACAAUACUCGCGGGUGUUGGGACUCAUCAAGUAAAUGGAGAGGAAACCAUUGUCUUUGUGUAUGACAACCUGGCGCCUGGUUGCUGGCCGAGAACCGUAGGGGCAGAAAAUGGACUGUUCGUUAUAGAGCAAGUGACGGAAUUUUCUUUGGAAUGCAUGCCCGGAAUGACCCGUCCGUUUGGAAGUCAAAGUGCAUGGACCUGCAACACCACAGAAGUCUUCCGGAGCCGCCCACUUUACCCCUACAAUGGCAGCUACAUCCCAAAGUCGUGUGUUAAGAUCUUGCUGCCUUUAGUUAUAUACCUGGUUCUGGAGGUUGCCAUAGAGACCGACACAAUGGCGGCGUGUGACGAGACGCUGACGGGCUACAGGACGUCGACCUCGAUCUCUGUGGGUGAUAUGGUCUUCUUGUUGGACGAGAGUUCGCCCGUCGUCGGUUGCCAGGCAACGUUCGACAAGAACGGCGCGUUUUCGAAAAUCAGAACAUCGUUCAUAUUCCGCAUGAACCACCAUCUCAAGUCACCUGAUUUCCCUCGCACAACCCUAAGCAUGGCACAGGCUUUUUUGCGAGAGCAUAUCACGCAAAUGAUUACACGUUUCAUCAGCAAAACGGACUCGAAUAUGACCUACACAUUCGGAGAAGAUCAACCGUUUAGAGUGGGAAAAUGCCCAGAGGGCAGUGGGGUCGAGGUCGAGGAAAAUCACUUCACGGAUCAACUACCCAUUUGCAGGAUGUGUGAGAAGGGGAUGUACUUCGACAAGUUCAAACAUUCCUGCGUACGGUGUGAUGACAGCUACACGCUCCACCCCGGGGCUGUAAGCUGCACACCCUGCCCCGUCGUCACCCCCACCCCCGAGCUGGACACGGACACCCUGACCGGCUGCUACUUGGUUUUUCCAGACAGUGAGACCAAUCGUAUGAUAUCAUUCAGGCGCGGGGCUUUAGCAUUCAUCAUCUUUCACGGGGCUGCCCUCGCUAUCUUUACCUGGAGUGUCAGGAACUACAUCCGAAAUGUCCAGGAGAAGAUCGUCUCCGGUGUUUCUCUCCAUUGAUGCCUGAUUUAAGCCAGCCAAUCAAUACAUCGAUGUUUGAUUUAAAAUUUAAACCAGCCAAUCAAUACAUUGAUGUUUGAUUUAAAAUUUAAACCAGCCAAUUUAUACAUUGAUGUGUUAUUUUAAACUUGAGCCAGUCAUUAGCCAAUCAAUACCAUACCUUUAAUUUUUAAGUUUUUAAAACUUGAGCCAGUCAUUCUAUAGAUUGAAGUUUGAUUAAAACUUGAACUAGUAAAAAAAUACUUGCCCAAACACAUAAAAUUAAUAUAAACAACAAAGGUAUAUGAUGGCAAUAUUUUGUUUGUUUUGAUGUUAACGAAUAUUUUUGUUUGUUACUGCUGUAGACUGUCUCAUAUAGAAAACAUAACCUUUAGUGCGUCUUUUUACUGAGACUAUUUUGUAUUUCAUACCAGUAUUUUGCCUGACAGUAUUUUUGUUUGUUACUGCUGUAGGCUGUCUCAUAUAGAAAACAUAACCUUUAGUGCGUCUUUUCACUGAGACUAUUUUGUAUUUCAUACCAGUAUUUUGCCUGAACCUGGACAGAAACAAUUAAUUUUAAAGAAAUAUCUCUUUGUUUCCUAUUUUUUCAGUUGUG